Salvelinus fontinalis (brook trout) is the source of this 3787-nucleotide messenger RNA. RefSeq names its product interphotoreceptor matrix proteoglycan 1. NCBI's taxonomy places the organism in Eukaryota, Metazoa, Chordata, Actinopteri, Salmoniformes, Salmonidae. Gene Ontology annotation, biological process: visual perception. The transcript is spliced from 17 exons. The record is from RefSeq and is a predicted model, not a curated record. Bases 137 to 3787 code for a protein of 1216 amino acids.
CCAGCCUCCUCUAAUCGACACCCAGAUAUUUAGUGAUCCAAAGGACUGUGAAUGCAUUCAUGGGCACCACAUGAGAUAAAAAAAUAAGCCCAGGUGCAGAGUUUAUUAGUAACUUUGGAAACAGACUGGUUUCAAUAUGCCUUGGAAAUAUGGACUCCUUGUUCUUACACUAUUCGUCUUCACUCUCCAAGCCACAGGAAUUAAAGAGAGGAAUAAUCGGGGCUCUUGGCAGAGAGGAGAUAUCGGGACAGAAACAGAAGCCAUCAAUUCUAUGCACUUGGUUGAACUUUUGAGAACGACCAAACAAAACUCUAAUGUCAGAACGAUAUUUGACCUAGAAAAGCAUCGGACAAAGAGGUCAGCGGUCUUUCACUCUGGAGUAAGAGUGUGUCCUCAGGAGACCAUCAAUGAGGUCAUCGCCAGCCAUCAAGCCUACUACAAGCUCAGAGUUUGUCAGGAGGCUGUGUGGGAGGCCUUCCGGAUCUUCUAUGACCGGAUCCCUGGACCUACAGAAUAUACAACUUGGGUUCACACAUGUCAACAUGAGUCUCUGUGCCUCUCUGACCUGGCCAGUAACUUCAGCAACUCAGAGGAGCACAUGAGUAUGGUGUACAGGAAGAUGAACCUGGGAGAUGAGAGGCAGUCGACUAGAAUGGUAGCAGCCACAACCACAGCAGCACCGGAGGUCGCUGAUAUAACAGGUCCAGAGGAGGCCCAGACUGCAACACCAGAACCACCUGCUCCUGUAACCAGCGUUGCCAGCGUCCCUGAUGCUCCUGAGGUUACAGUUGAAGAAGAAACUGCGGAGGAGGAGGACUCUGAGCUGCCCAAUGUUGUCCCAGAGCAGCCUGUGGAGGAGAUAGUGGAGUUCAGCAUUGACCUCGUGGACCCAGGCUACAAGGAACUACUGGACGACCCUGACUCCCCCCAAUAUGUUGACCUCUCUCAUCACCUGCAAGACCAGAUGCUCCAUGUUUUUGACAAACUCCCAGGAUUUAAAGAUAUCAAUGUUUUGGGAAUCAGCGAGACCCAGGAGAGUGACGGACCUGGAGCAGUGACAGUGCACUAUUCCCUGGUCUUUGAGACAAUUUCAACAGAAGUUUCAGAGGAUGACACAGGGACUCCAGUGUCAGCUGUGCCCAGCCUGUGGGUAAGGGUGGCCAAGUCUUUGAGUGAACAGGCCUCUCUGCCAGUGGAUCUACAGUCAUUAAACUUUGAACCAGUAAAAGUGAUUCCAUUAACUACAAGACGUAUUGAGGAAGCUGUUGAGGAAGUGAUUGAAUAUUCCAGUGCGCCAUCAAUCCACAAUGACCUGGAAAUAGCCAUAGAUGAGCCAGAGAUUGCUGGGGAGAAGCCUCGUCUGGAUGUUCCACUCGGCCCUGUGGAAAAGAAAAAUGCUCUCGUCACCCUCCUGGACUCUACAGAUGACGAAGAAGAAGAAGUAGAAGAAGAAAAAGCCCAACCAGAGAGGGGUGAUGUGCCUUACAUCUACGAAGACGUUGAUGAGAAUAAGUUUAAAGCAACAGCUGAACCAGAGGAAGAGGUGCCAUUUAUCACACACAUGAUUGAAACCAUCUAUGCCAUUGAUGAGGGAACUGGUGAGCUUGUGAGAGACUAUUUCCCAACCCCUCCUGCUGAGGACUCUGCUGCUGAGCCCAGCGUUCCAGAGGAAUACCCUGAGCCACCUUUUGGCAAUUUAGUCCCUACUAAUGGGUACCUUGUCUUACCCCCUGAGGGUUUGGAUAUUACCUCCGUUCCUGAAAUAGAAAGUAUAGAAACUGAUGCUCCAGCUGAACUCCCUCCUAACUUGAUAUCAGAGGAGAAGGCUGUUGUUGAGGAAGAGGCAGAGCCUACUCCAACCCCUCAGAUUCUGCUCCCCACAGCCACUGAAGAGCUGUCUGACCCUGGAUUACCUGUAACGACUCUCUCAGCCAUCACAGAUCAGCCUACUACUGAAGCAAUAGAGGACCUUGAAGUUGAUGAGGAACCAGAACCUGAGGAAGAGGUAGUUGAGCAAUCGGGACCUGAGGAAGAGGUAGUUGAGCUAUCGGGACCUGAGGAAGAGGUAGUUGAGCAAUCGGGACCUGAGGAAGAGGUAGUUGAGGUCUCGGGACCUGAGGAAGAGGUAGUUGAGGUCUCGGAACCUCAGGAAGGGGUAGUUGAGGUCUCGGAACCUGAGGAAGGGGUAGUUGAGGUCUCGGAACCUGAGGAAGGGGUAGUUGAGGUCUCGGAACCUGAGGAAGGGGUAGUUGAGGUCUCGGAACCUCAGGAAGGGGUAGUUGAGGUCUCGGAACCUCAGGAAGGGGUAGUUGAGAUCUCGGAACCUCAGGAAGGGGUAGUUGAUGUACCAGAACCUGAAGAAGAGGUAGUUGAGGAACCAGAACCUGAGGAAGAUGUUAAUGAACCACCAGCAGAAGAAAUUAAAAUCAUCCAACCUCUGGAUUCUGCAGAGGACACUCUCUUUGGAGAGGAAAUGUAUCCUGUUGAAGAGGACAAUAUUGUGCCAAUAGAAGACCCGUCACCUGAGGAGGACAUGGAGGAACAAUUGCCUGAAUACCCCGGAUAUGAGGACAUCUACCCUGACGAAGCUGUUGAUACUGUGGACCAAUCAGAUCAUUCACCAGAGGUCAGUGAAGUGGAAUUGGCUCCAUUGUCAGGGGACAGGGAAGUGGAGAUAGCAGUGACAGCAGAACCCAUCCCAGACUCUUCACCAACACCACCUGCAGAAUCUGACACUGUGCCUGAGGUAGAUGAAACAGAGUCAGCUUCAGAGUUACAGCCUAUGGAGGAGGAUGCCGAGGAGCCCGAGGUGGUUGUUAUCGAUGAAGAGGAGGCUGAAGAGGAGGUCAUAGAUGUCUCGGAACCUGAGGAUGAGAUCGUGCAAGACCUUGCAGACGAAUUUGACCAAAUGGACCUGGUGAGCACAGAAGCCAUUGAUCUUCCAGAUGCCAGUGGAUACCCAUUGGCUCCCGAGGAGCACCCCUUCGAGACCACAGCGUCUCCACCACUGAGAUACCUGACCACGCCCUCCAUGACCACGGCCAGUAAAGGAAGGGAGCUGGUAGUGUUCUUCAGUCUACGGGUGACCAACAUGAGGUUCUCAGAUGACCUCUUCAACAAGAGCUCUUCAGAAUACAGAUCCCUGGAGAACACCUUUGUGGAGCUGCUGCUGCCUUACCUGCAGUCCAAUCUAACGGGAUUCAAGAAGCUGGAGAUUCUCAACUUCAGGAACGGCAGCGUUGUUGUCAACAGCAAGAUGAAGUUCUCCAAGUCAGUUCCAUACAACGUGACCCAGGCCGUCCACUGUGUCCUAGAAGACUUCUGCAAUGCUGCUGCCAUAAGCCUCAACAUUGAGAUUGACAGUCACUCUCUGGACAUAGAGCCGGCGGAUCAAGCAGAUCCCUGUAAGUUCUUGGCAUGCAACGACUUCUCUCGCUGUGUGGUGAACCGCUGGUCUCGGGAGGCCGAGUGUCUGUGUGACCCGGGCUACAUUACAUUGGACGGUUUGCCCUGUCAGAGUAUCUGUGUCUUGCAGCCUGACUACUGCCAAAACGGGGGUCAGUGUGAGAUAGUGCCUGGGCAUGGAGCCACUUGCAGAUGUCCUGUAGGUAAUGUCUGGCACUUUAACGGGGAGCGCUGCACUGAGCUGGUGGCCGUGCCAGUAGACCCCUUCCUUUUCAUAAGCUGCUUUGUGGGCUUCCUGUUCUUUGUUUAUGCCGUGAUAGCUCUCAUGAUAUUCAUGUACACACAAUGUAGACGGACCAGAGAGACAGUGACUUUGGCGUAA